This is a messenger RNA of Opisthocomus hoazin, 1689 nucleotides long. Lineage: Eukaryota; Metazoa; Chordata; Aves; Opisthocomiformes; Opisthocomidae. The record is from RefSeq and is a predicted model, not a curated record.
AUGGACGUUUCCGACAGCCCUGAGCGAAACCCCUGCUCUCCUGACGAGGAGGACCAGCAGCUUUCCGAUGACGAAGUCCUGAAGGAGAGCGCUUCAGACCGCGAACUUGAUGGAGAGGGUGGGCAAGGUAGUGUCAUGGGAGAGGAAGAGGAGGAUGCAGCCAGGGGACUGAGUCAUGGUGAAGAGGAGAACCACUCGGGUGAAGAGGACCCCCUAAGUGAAACCAAGUCUCAGGAGUCUGACAAUAACAAGCAGAGUGGAGAGCUGAAGAGCCGUCUGCCUCACAAAGGAGAGGAGGGAGACCGGACAAAUGACCUUGGUGAUGAAGCGUCCUCUGUCACCUGUGAACUAGAUGAGCAUGAGUUGGACUAUGAUGAGGAAGUUCCCGAGGAACCAAGUGCUGCUGCUGCAGAGGAGGAUGGUGAGAAAGCUGCUGGUGAGGAUGAUGAGGAAGAGGAGAAAGGAGAUGAUGCCCAUGAAGAUGAGAAAAAAUCCAGCAGUAAAAGUGACGAUGAAAAGGAUGGCCAGGAUUCCCUCAAGGAGAAGAAAGAAGAAGACGAUGGAGAAAUUGAUGAUGGAGAAAUUGAUAUAAAUUACUGCGCUUGUCAAUCUAUUCAUCACGGUGGGAAUGACAAAGGAAACUACUCCAAGUCUGAGCCGUACUCCCCGAAUGGAGCUCCUCCUAUCGGCCCUCACCCCCUGAUGCCAGCCAACCCUUGCGAAAGAGAGCGAGAACGAGAAAGGGAACGAGAGCGUGACAAGGAACACCAGCAGCGGAAGGAAGAGUGGGAAUGUGAGAGAGAACAAGUGAAGAGAGAUGAAAAUGACAGGCAGCACAGGCAUCGGGACAGGGACCGAGACCGGGACAGGGACAAGGAACAUGAAAAGGAGAAAGAACAAGCAAAGUCCUGUUCCCCUCUGCUACCAAGGCUGUUGGCUCUUUCCACGUUCCUGAGCAUGAGCAGUGUUUCUUCUGUCUCUAGUGCCUCCUCUAGCAGCAGCCCUGUAUGCAGUGCCAACUCUGAAGACAUGUGUGUGGACUUGGCCAGUCCUGUUUCCUCAGCCAGCUCCCGAUCCCCAACUCCAGCGCAGCAGAAGAAAGGUAGAGGAAAGUCAAAAAAAGAAGAUAGCACUAAAGAGGAAAAGGAGAAAUGGGAUGUGCCCGCUCAGCUUCUGAAGUCGACUAGGCCCACCCCGGGGAGCAGAUCACAGCAGCUCCUCCAGACGCAGCAGCCCUCAGACCCCCAGUCGCAGCAAGGGGGCUUCAGCGCCCACCAAGACAUCAAACCGACGCCCUUAAUUCAGGCAGACAACAAAGGAAGCAGGAAGAGAUACAAGCCAGCAGACAAAGACAGGCCGACCUCUCCUCCAGUCAAACGGGAGAACAUGUCACCCGGCAGAGGCUCUCGCUACAGGAAGGCAACCGGAGAAGUCUCUGCACGCAAGCGAAAGCGACAGAGGGGCCGGAACCCGAAACCUUCUCCUGCACAGCCAGACAGGAAACACCAGUUCUCACCUCAGUCCAAGAGCUCCAGCAAAGUCACAAGUGUACCGGGCAAAGCGUCCAAGCCGGGCCCCACGGGUGCCAAGGUGGGCAAGUCCAGGGCCCUGUCGCCACGGAAGGAGCUCCUAAAUCAGCUGAAGGACUCCAUCCCUCACAAGCGGGCCAAAAUCCUGGGGAAAGUGUAG